Messenger RNA from Zonotrichia leucophrys gambelii, 2106 nucleotides. RefSeq names its product glucuronidase beta (gene GUSB). Bases 9 to 1982 code for a protein of 657 amino acids. Gene Ontology annotation, molecular function: beta-glucuronidase activity; carbohydrate binding. Gene Ontology annotation, biological process: glucuronoside catabolic process; carbohydrate metabolic process. The record is from RefSeq and is a predicted model, not a curated record. The transcript is spliced from 12 exons. Lineage: Eukaryota; Metazoa; Chordata; Aves; Passeriformes; Passerellidae.
CAGCCAAGAUGGCGCAGACGGGCGCAGGCGGCGGCACGGCCGGUCCGUGCACGCUGCCCAUGCUGCCGGUGCUGCUGCUGUUCCUCCCGGGGCUGGCGGCCGGUCCCGCCGGGAUGCUGCAGCCCCGGGACACCCCCUCCCGCGAGCGCAGGGAGCUCGGCGGCCUCUGGAGCUUCCGCGCCGAUCUGUCUCCGGGCAGGGACGCCGGGUUCGCGCAGCGCUGGUACCGGCGGCCGCUCCGGCAGAGCGGGCCUGUGAUCGACAUGCCGGUGCCUGCCAGCUUCAACGACAUCACGCAGGACCCCAGCCUGGAGAAUUACAUCGGCUGGGUGUGGUACGAGAAGGAGGUGCUGCUGCCCCUGCGCUGGCUGCAGGGCCAGCCCGCCCCCAGGGUGGUGCUGCGCUUCGGCAGCGCCCACUACUACAGCAUCGUGUGGGUGAACGGGGUGCAGGUGGUGGAGCACGAAGGGGGGCACCUGCCCUUUGAGGCUGACAUCAGCAGCGUGGUGCAGGGCAGCCCGGGCUCCCUGUGCCGCAUCACUGUGGCCCUCAACAACACCCUGAGCCCCCACACGCUGCCCCCAGGCUCCAUCCAGUACAUGGCUGACAAAUCCAGGUACCCCAAGAACUAUUUUGUGCAGAACACCAAGUUUGAUUUCUUUAAUUAUGCUGGGAUCCACCGCCCCGUUGUGCUGUACACCACUCCUGCUGCCUACAUCGACGACAUCACUGUGACAACCAUCUCAUCAGACAGUCUGGCCAGGGUGCAGUACCAGGUGUCAGUGGCUGGCAGCACUGACAGUUCCUUGUCCCUGAGUUUGCGUGACCAGGAGGGGAAGGUGGUGGCCACAGGUGAUGGCCCAGAGGGAGAGCUCAAAGUCCUCAACCCCAACCUCUGGUGGCCUUACCUGAUGCACGAGAACCCUGGGUACCUGUACUCCUUGGAGGUGAGGAUGCAGGCCCAGCUGGACGGGGCCCUGCUGGAGGACGUGUACACGCUGCCCGUGGGCAUCCGCACCGUGCACGUCACCAGCAGCCAGUUCCUCAUCAACGGCCGCCCCUUCUACUUCCACGGGGUCAACAAGCACGAGGAUGCAGAUAUCCGUGGCAAAGGCCUGGACUGGCCCCUGAUUGUGAAGGAUUUCAACCUGCUGCGCUGGCUGGGCGCCAACUCGUUCCGCACCAGCCACUACCCGUACGCCGAGGAGAUCAUGGACCUGUGUGACGCCUACGGCAUCGCCGUCAUCGACGAGAGCCCGGGGGUGGGCAUCAAACUGCCGGAGAGCUUUGGGAACAGGUCCCUGCAGCACCACCUGGCAGUGAUGGAGGAGCUGGUGCGCAGGGAUAAGAACAGGCCCUCCGUGGUCAUGUGGUCGGUGGCCAACGAGCCGGCCUCAGAGCUGCCCCCAGCUGCUCACUACUUCAAGACAGUGAUAGCUCACACUAAAGCCCUCGACCCCUCCAGACCCGUCACCUUUGUGACAGAUGCUAAUUACGCUCUUGAUCGUGGUGCUCCCUACGUGGAUGUGAUUUGUGUGAACAGCUACUUCUCCUGGUACCAUGACCCAGGGCACCUGGAGGUGAUCCCACUGCAACUCACAGCCCAGUUUGAGAACUGGUACAAAACCUACCAAAAACCCAUUAUCCAGAGUGAAUAUGGAGCAGACUCAGUGCCUGGGCUGCACAGUGACCCCCCCAUGAUGUUCAGUGAGGAGUACCAGCAGGCCAUGCUCAGGGAGUACCACUCUGUGCUGGACAAGAAGAGGAAGGAGUACGUGGUUGGGGAGCUCAUCUGGAAUUUUGCUGAUUUCAUGACCAAUCAAGGCACCACCCGAGUUCUGGGUAACAAGAAGGGAAUCUUCACCCGGCAGCGCCAGCCCAAAGCCGCCGCCUUUGUCCUUAGGGACAGGUACUGGAGGAUUGCAAACGAGUCAAGCUGUCUUCCUCCUGCAACAUCAUCACAUUCCCUCUUCCUAAAAUGAAAACAAAGGGUUUAGUGGCUGGGGAUGAUGCUGAACUCGUUAUUAAAUCUCUGUUUAAAUAAGUUCUAUGCCUGAUUCAAGUCUUGCAAGUCCAGUGCGAUUUCUAGUCCACCUGAAGUAGUUA